AUGACACGGCCUUUGAUCUUUGUUCCGGCCUUACUGUUGGUGUUUUUAGUCAUUAACAUCCCAGAACCGAUUAAUGGAUUAGUGGAGCCUAUCGUUAUGCCUGAUAUUCUCAAAGAUUGCUAUCAAUAUCGAACCCAAGUCCUCAACGUCACUGACAUGCCAGCACAUGAGAUCAGUGCUUUUUGUAUCACAAACUUUUUGUACAAAACCUACCACCUGCGACCUCAAAGACCAAUAGCAAACGAGACAAUUCAAUAUGCUCAGGAACUCUUCCGUCAAGUAUUCGGGGAGGCUCAAAAACGUCGCAGAGUUAAAAGACAGUUUAUCCAGAGGGUUCGACAAGAAGUACGCGUGAUGUCAAGACAGCUCUGGAACACAUUUGUGACGAGAGUUAACAUGCUGAAGAAUCAGUUUGUUGGACGGAAUAUAAGUCGAUACGAUGCCUUCGCAGAUAUUCAUCGAUUGGUAAUAGACUCGGCACACGGCGGACCAAAUUUUCUUGGAUGGCAUGCUGUGUAUUUGAUAUUAUUUGAGCAAGCUAUUGGAAUUCCUGUACCGUAUUGGGAUAGCCGACUUGAUUUUUACAUGGAACAACCUACAGAUUCAAUAUUAUGGACCCCCGAAUUUUUCGGAGAGGGGUUUGGUGCCGUGACCAAUGGUCCCUUUGCCAACUGGUAUACCCCGGAUAACGUACCGCUUACCCGUAAUAUUGGAAAUGCUGGAACUCUUAUAAGCGACGCUAAUGUCCAAUCUGUCUUAACUCGUACACGUCACAGAGAGAUUGUUGAACCUAAUCCAAACCCGCAAUUUAGCUUGGAGAUCCAUCAUAACGGUCCCCAUGUUUGGGUUGAUGGCCAACUAUCGGCAGCGGCAACAGCGGCACAGGACCCGGUGUUCUUUUUGCAUCACUCGUUCGUUAACUACUUCUGGGUAUUAUUCCGAAGAAGACAAAGGUCUAUUGGUAUUGAUCCUGCAACUGAUUAUCCUCCAACAAAUAAUCCACUUCAACAGCCUUUUAAUCGCAUGAUUCCCUUCCAACUCAGAAACAUUGAUGGAUACAGCAAUCAGAUAGAAGCUUUAUCAACAUACCAACCACCUCCUACCUGUCCUAGUUGCGGUGGAAGCUCUUACUUAGAAUGCUUCAAUAACAGAUGUCGUUCUCGCGUUGGUCUUGUUCAAAGUGGCCCUGCUGCAGCUGGUUUUGCUGGUAUGGGUGGUAUGGGAGGGGCAGCAGCAUUUACUUCACCAACGGCUGGUGGACAGGCCAGAGCAAUGCAAACUGUGGCGCAGACCGGGCCCUUACCAAUUGGAAAUCGAUUUAAUACGCCUUUCCGAGACCCUAGAACUAGAGGAGACACCAUUCCUAAUGCUCCUGUAAGGGAUAGGGUGAGACGAAGUACAUCAACAAAUACUACAUCAGCCAGAGCAUCAUCAUCCAACUUCGACACUUCUCAAAUAAACAAACCGUACCAAAAUACAUUUCUUCUGAAUGGUGUAAGUGAUGUGAAUCGCUGGUCGUUUAUACCUGUAAGAAUAAUUUUUGAAAGAACCCCGAAAUCAAAGUUCCAAUCGUUUAUCAUUAAAGAUGGUCAUUUGAUAGAGGCCAGCGACAUGUUCGAGGCACAAAAAUAUCAAGGACUGAAAGUUGAAAUAAAAAAGAAGUUGCCAGCAACCUACAGCAAAUGCCAUGUUUCCGGUUCCGGUGCAUCCAAGGUUUACGUUCAGACUGAUGGUAUUGACUAUUCUGGAAGGUAUAAGGACUAUGCAGUGGUGGAUGAGAGAUUACCGAUCUCAUCAUCUAUGACCUAUAUUGGGGUUAAAAAUCCCACUGACGGUGCAGCUCAGUUUUAUAUGACCGCUUAUGACUCGUGUGGACGUGUCUGUAGACCGCAAUGUCUCACUAACGGAAAUUACCGACCAUGCUCCGGAACCUUCCGAAUAACUUCGACGUAUCCGAGAAUGUACGGACUCUCUUAUGAAGACGCAGUAAAGGGAAUUUGGAAGAAAGGAAAUAAUCUCAUGCCUGAGAGCAAUGCUGGCGAAGUUCCAAUCACUUUCUUUUGUGACGCAUACAUGAAAUGGCCGUGGGUUUUUGAAUAA
Molecule: messenger RNA, 2100 nt
Organism: Ylistrum balloti
Lineage: Eukaryota; Metazoa; Mollusca; Bivalvia; Pectinida; Pectinidae
Product: tyrosinase-like protein 1
Exons: 3
Coding region: 1-2100 (699 amino acids)
Molecular function (GO): oxidoreductase activity
Source: RefSeq, a predicted model, not a curated record